Messenger RNA from Lachancea nothofagi CBS 11611, 417 nucleotides. NCBI's taxonomy places the organism in Eukaryota, Fungi, Ascomycota, Saccharomycetes, Saccharomycetales, Saccharomycetaceae. The record is from the annotation of a GenBank genome assembly.
AUGUCUUUCAACGGUAUAGGGCUCAAAAGCGCCAAGGGUUCGUCAACGUCCGGUCAUAUUCAGCAGUCAUUGGCAUUGAACAAAGACCGAAAGAACGUCAAGAACUUUCAAAAUCGCAUAGAGAAAUCCAAAGAUCACACCAAGAGUAAGUUUAAACCGAUCCGCAAGGAUAAGAGCAUCUUGGAGCAUUUGAGUCAGCGAGAAGUGGAACUACGUGUGUCUGAGUAUCGCGAUAAGUUAGAGGACAACGAUGAGCUGGAUGACGCUGCAAUUGAUGCUAAGUGCCACGAAUAUCGGGAAAAGCUAGCAGCGGAAUGGAAGAAGGAGCAAGAAGAUGAGAAAGUGCGAGGAGCCUAUGUGUCCCGAAGAAAAAGACAUAAAAACGAUGACAAAGAGAAAGAAGCUGAAAAACGUUAA